This is a messenger RNA of Osmerus eperlanus (European smelt), 2086 nucleotides long. Its product is annotated as homeobox protein Hox-A3-like. Gene Ontology annotation, molecular function: RNA polymerase II cis-regulatory region sequence-specific DNA binding; DNA-binding transcription factor activity, RNA polymerase II-specific. NCBI's taxonomy places the organism in Eukaryota, Metazoa, Chordata, Actinopteri, Osmeriformes, Osmeridae. The transcript has 5 exons. Bases 575 to 1555 code for a protein of 326 amino acids. Gene Ontology annotation, cellular component: nucleus. The record is from RefSeq and is a predicted model, not a curated record. Gene Ontology annotation, biological process: regulation of transcription by RNA polymerase II; anterior/posterior pattern specification; embryonic skeletal system morphogenesis.
CCUAACGCUAUACCAGCAGCAGUCUCUGCUGUCGCACAGAACUUCCAUUUUCUUUUUUUGUUCUUUUAUUCACAUCUUGAUAUCGUAUCUUUGACGUUAGAACCGUCAAUUCAACACGACUGUGAUACAUUCCGCGUCUCCGGCGUCCUCCUGACUAACAGUCAGAAAUGGCAUCUCGUCAGUCGCCGCCUUCACCCGCUCCAGCUACCCUAUGGGAUAGGAUAAAUGGGUGAAGGGAGAUCGCACAGCCUGUGGAAAUGAACCGCAUUUUGAAACUCAGAACGAUCUGUGUUUUAAGGAUAUGAAAUGAGACAGCUUUCCUUUCGCCUUUGCGCCAUGCAAUGAGUUGCUGGUCCAGACUUGCGUCGUCACUACAAUCCAGGAAACACAGACAACGGAUAUCCUGCAGUCAAGAUAGGGACACAGCCCAGCCUUCUAAGUGAAGGCGUGCAGGCAUGUUGCUACUCUGUCUGGAUAAUCGGAAAAAAAACCUCAGGAGCCGUAGCCAUGAAGUUGUGCUUGCAACUCCAGCAAGCCAUUAUUGGAGGACGGCCCCACGUGACUCCACGGCACCAUGCUUGGCACCACUUCGAGCAAGUUUGGAUACAUCUACGGACUGAGCGCGGGAAAAAAUGGAGGCCAAGAGACAGCAGUUGGAGAACUCCAACCUGUCCAGCAGAACGUCCCGUCUUCUGCCAACGCCAGGUGGUACCAGGCUGACACAUAUUGGAGCGUAUUGAACUCGGUGGACAAAAAUGAUAGCAGUAGCAAAGAGGUUAUCAGUAGUUUGAAGAGUUGCUGUCCACCUACUAGCCGCUGUUCAUCAAGGCAGAUAUUCCCCUGGAUGAAAGAUUGGCGGCGUACCAACGACCGGAGAACGACAGAUUUACAAGAGUUAGUCAACAGUCGAGGCGAGCCAUAUCUUCCAGUGAAGGGUAAAGACAGAGGGAGGCGGGACCGAACAACUUUCACGAGCACCCAGCUGGUGGAGCUUGAGAAGGAAUUCCACUUCAGACCCUACCUGGAUCGGGAUCGUAGGUUGGAGAUGGCUGCUGGCCUGAAGCUCACCGACCGCCAGAUCAAGAUCUGGUUCCAGAACCGCCGCAUGAAGUCCAAGAAGGACCACAAGGUCGGACAGACAGAAGGGCCAUCAUCUCAGUGUUCCACCAGCACGGCCUCCCUCUGCCCUGGUUCUUCCAGUGGGUACUCAGUACUCAACGGUACAUGUGUGGUCAGAUCUUCUGUCUCUCCAAACCUGUUUCUCAUAGACUAUGGCCAUUCUUCAGCCCUUGAUCCUCACACUAAGGCAAGCAGCAGCCAAUACAUUUGUGCUAAUUCUAUUGGCCCUCCCCAUACAACCUUACCUGCAACUGCAGCAGCUGGUCCUCAGUCUUUCAUAUCUCUGGCUGAGAGCAGUCAUUGGCCCACGUGUCUCCUAAAAAACUCCUCUGUAUCCAAAGAUACUCGGUUCUCCUACGCUGACAUGAAUGCUUAUUAUAAAUGUGAUGGGCUUCUCCCAGACCCCUUAAAUCACUCGACUUACACUUACCUGUGAAAAAGCAUGACACACCUUUAACAUCUGUUUGUAUGAUCUUUUUCCGGAAUGUUUCAUUUUAAUGUACCUGCAUGCCUUUAAAUGUCUGUGUGGUCCCAAAAGAUUAGCGUAAGUCUGAGUUAUUUGCCGUUUGGCUUCUUGUAGAUUUAGCUCAAGUUUUGAGUCUGUCUAACAUUUAGCGAAAUAGUUCCCCAAAAUCAUUAAAUUAUUUUUGUGUCUAUACGUGUUUUGAUUCAUAAAUAAGACCUUUUGUAUAUGUAUGCAUGUUUACUACAUAUUUUUUAUAAACUGUCCUACAUCCUACCGUAAGGAUGUACUAUUUUCCUUGUGUGUAAUAUAUUGACGGUUGUCCCCUGACCUAAUUUUCACUUCUUAUAAGCAUCUUUAAAAAGCAAAAAAUAUGUUUAGCCAAGCUUUGGAAUGAUAAAACAGCAUGUGUUCAUAUGGAAGGAUGUUAUAUUUUUGUUACAGACAGUACAAUAAAUGUCUUUGAUAUUUCUCUUAAUGUAUUGAAACACUUGCAAAAUAAAA